GCCCAUCCCGACAAGUGAAGGGCGUUUCUGUCUGCCUUUGUUGUGUUUUGGUUCCCGUCCCCCUGCAAGUGUCAAGUCUAGGGAAAAGUCCAUCGGUUUCUGUGGUUUCUAUUCUGUGUGUUCAAAUCGAAGACUUAAACGAAGGUGUUGCGCCAUGGAUCCGGAUGGACUUCCCGUGAUCGGGGCAGGAGUGGAUUACACCCAAGUGGGAGCUAUUCAUCAGAAGCGGACUCUCGCUUUUAUUAACUACUUUGUUACUAGUACAGUGUCAUUCCUCAACAACUUUUCAAGAUCAUGUGAAGUGAGACUUCAAAAGUGUGAAUCUAGAAUACAGAAACUUGAAGCAUCACUUGGAAUACUAGAGGCCAAAUUGUCUUCAAUUCCCAGCUUAACUGGAGUUACUGCAGAAGUUGUCAGCAGCCAAGAUCCAUCUUUAGAACAAAAUUCUACCCCUAACAUUCCACCUGAGGUUCCUGUCAUCAGUAAUGAGGUUGAGGUGGUGGUCCCACCUGGCCCACCAGAAGUGCCCAGUGGUAUGAUAGCAGCCAAAGACCACCCUACAUACAAGAGAUUCCUACGAAUGGUGCAAGUUGGUGUUCCUGAACCAGCUGUUCGAAAUAAAAUGCAGGCGGAAGGCUUAGACCCUGACAUUUUGAGCAAUCCAAAUCAACUUGUGUCAGCACCAGAACCUGCUGCCACUGAGGAUAAUAGUGAGUCAGAAAGUGGCACUGACUGAUCAUCACUGAAGAUCAAGAUUCAUAAUCAUUUGCUUUGAACAGUAAGAAUUUAUACUUUUAUAAUUAAUAGAUUAUCUAUGAAGUGUUU
Messenger RNA from Thrips palmi, 825 nucleotides. RefSeq names its product WASH complex subunit 3 (gene CCDC53). Bases 155 to 736 code for a protein of 193 amino acids. Gene Ontology annotation, biological process: exocytosis; actin filament polymerization. Lineage: Eukaryota; Metazoa; Arthropoda; Insecta; Thysanoptera; Thripidae. The transcript has 5 exons. The record is from RefSeq and is a predicted model, not a curated record. Gene Ontology annotation, cellular component: WASH complex.